Molecule: messenger RNA, 3791 nt
Organism: Strigops habroptila (Kakapo)
Lineage: Eukaryota; Metazoa; Chordata; Aves; Psittaciformes; Psittacidae
Gene: SLF1
Product: SMC5-SMC6 complex localization factor 1
Exons: 16
Coding region: 652-3468 (938 amino acids)
Biological process (GO): positive regulation of double-strand break repair
Molecular function (GO): protein binding
Source: RefSeq, a predicted model, not a curated record
AAAACAUGUAUUUCAUAGCACCAUAAUGUAGGACUGGAAAGGACCCCUAAAAGGUGUCUAGUUACCUGCUUUCAUUUCAGGAAUGAAUAGUCUUACAAACCCUUGUUCAUCUUGUUCCAUUAACCUUGAUUUUUAACAUAGCAUUAUGUUCAAGUUCUUAUUUACUUAUUUUUGGUUUGGAUAUUUUCCCAAAUGAUAUUUCUGCCAUCUUCCUUCAUUUGAUCUGCAUUUGUUCCCAGACAUUUGUUACUAUAUUGACAUACUAACUAGUAUAUAUAUUAGUUAGAUCAUGAAGUCACAGGCAAAUGAUAUGAGCACUUAAAAAUAGAUUGCUUGAGAAGGAGACAGGGAUAGUAUGGGCAGCUGUAGCCAGUGUGGGGUUUUGACACCAAAUUCACGUGCAGCACUCACUGGCAAAGGUCACCGUAUGUUCCUGUUUAUGCAGCAAGAGAAAAUUCCAGGCUUUUUCCAUUCUGACACAAGCCUCUGGUAUUUACUCUUGCCUUUAUUUUUUUCUUUUUUUUUUUUUAUUACCUAAGGCCUAAUGCUGAAGUCCCAUACAUAAGCAGCUAAAAUCCCUGUAGAAUGAGAAUUUCUUACUUCUUGGAAUUUAAAACAUAAAGAUGUUUUCUUGAACUGAGUGGAGGCAAUAUGUGCGGUGGCCACAUGGCAAUGCAAAACCGUCAUGUUUCUGUACUUGCAAAUCUUCCCCAGUACCAUCUAGUACUCCUGGAAGAGGUGCUAUUUUCACAUAAUCAUUGCUGUCGCCCUUUAUGGCAGGGGGAGUGUCUUCAUUCCCAAGAUGAAGAUUUUUCUUCAAGAAAGUGGAUACUAACUAAAGAGUACAUAAUUAAUAGUGCUGAAAGUGGCAGAUGGCUUGAUGAAACAACGUACGAAUGGGGAUACGAAAUUGAAAAAGGCACCCAUUAUUCACCUCAAAUGCAAUCUGCACCUAAAAGAUGGCGCGAAGAACUGACACGCUCUGGUGCUCCAGGGGCCUUCCACAGAUGGAAAGUUGUCCUGCACGUUAAGGAAGGUGAUAAACAAAUGGCAUCUAUCAGAAGAGUUCUUCAAGCUGGAAGGGCAGCCAUAUGUUCAUCGCAAAGUGCAGAGCACAAUAUAACUCAUAUUUUCGUCAAUAAUAAAUUUUUUCCUACGCAAAGCAAAAAAUGUCGUUCUGAAGCUCAUUACUACCCUGUGCAAUAUCUAGGACAUUACAUUUUUGAGAAUGAGAUACAAAAUACCAAAGAUAUUAGAAUGGACCAUUUCCCGGCUGCGCAAGAAGGAGACAAAAUCAUGUCGAACAUGCAGCUUGCUGAAAUGAAAAAUGCCGUUAUAAAACAUAUGUAUUUUGCUGCAGCUGUUCAGCACAGGUUUGCUCAAAAAGACCACCUGGACAAGUGCUGCCUAGAGGUGAAAAAUACUGACCCGUCCAGAGGCGCAUGGUAUAUACUUGAGGGAUUAGUUGAAGAGUAUUUAUUUCCUGAUAUAAUCACAGAACUUGCUGCUAGUCAAAAGUACUCUACACCUCCUGUGCAACUUAUUCAUUCUCUUCUACAAUAUGUCCUAUUGGGAAAUACUGAUGCAUUAUUUUAUGCUAAGCUUCAUCACAUUUUGUACCUUGUUCUUCAACAUGAUCCCCCUUGGAAGUCCCCAUCUAUGUUAAAGUAUUAUUUGGAACUUCUUCAGUGUCCUGUCUGUAAGAAAGGCACAUGGUCCUUGAUAGAGAUGCUUGUAAGGUCUUGCCUUUAUUGCAAAACCAUUUGUCAUGCAGUCCCAGUUUCAGGGGGAAGAGAUGAACAGAGGAUAGUUCACAAACGAUUAUUGAAGUUUUUCUUUGAGUUAGUAAAAUCUGAAGUAGAAUAUCUGACAAAAAGUUUGCUUGAAGGGACCAAUUCACAGCAUCAGCAAGUCAGGCCACAGACAGUUCUUCUGAAGACCUUUUGGCUGGGAAGUGAAACCUCAGUGCUUUUUACCAAAAACAUAAAUAUUUUAGCAGAUUGGGUCAUACUUUCCCAUAGAGAAUUGAACAGACAAAAUGAUGCUUUCAUAUGUGAAGUAGGUGAUCUAUUAAAUGCAAUUCUUGGAACUGUAGUGGAAUAUUGGAUCAUCUCAAGUUUGCUUAUGGACAGAAAUGUGUUUCAUCAGAUACCUGAUGAUUUGGCACAGUACCUUGCUAUUGCAUGUGAUGAUUUUUCGAUACAUGAAUUAAAAAUGUUCAUUUGUUCCAUACCAUCCCUCUGGCUUCAAAUGUUUGUCGCAGAAGCAGUUUUUAAAAAACUGUGUUUACAGAGGAAUAUAACUAUUUCUAUGGAACCUCUUUCUCUUCAGAAAAUAGUCAGUUCCUAUUUGCCUGCUUUGCAAGAGAUAGGGAUGCAUGAAGCAAGAGAGAUACACAAAACAAAGAGAAAGAAAAUAGGGCAAUGGCCGUGCCCUGAGUCUCAAAGGGCAUUACAGAUGCUAAAUGGCAAUAAGCAGAACCAAGUUAAAGUGCUGCCUGAUCUACCAGACUUUAAGAAGCGCCCUCCAUUGACACAGAUGGUUGGAGCAAAAGCAGAAGUUGAGGCUGCAUAUACCAAAGAGAAUCACUACCGUUUGACUGAAGAGGUAUAUUUUAACAGAAGAAAUAUUAAAGGAGAGACAGCCCUGCAUAAAGCUUGCAUAAGUAACAAAGUGGAGAGAUUGAUUCGGCUUCUCUCUUUGCCUGGAACAGACAUUAAUGUUAAAGACUAUGCUGGCUGGACGCCUUUGCAUGAAGCCUGUAACCAUGGCAGCACAGUGUGUGUCCGUGAAAUUUUGCAGCGUUGUCCAGAGGUAGACCUGCUCAGUCAAGUGGAUGGGGUGACUCCUUUGCAUGAUGCACUGUCAAAUGGACAUGUAGAAAUUGGCAGGCUGCUACUUCAGUAUGGGGGACCAGUCCUUCUACAGCAGAGGGACUUCACUGGAAAAUUGCCACUGGAUUAUGUUGAGUCCAUCCCAGUAAAGCAAGAACUUUUGAAUGUUGUUCAUUGGGAAGAGAGCAUUGAAAGCUUCUGUGAACGUACGGAUCAAGAUUUUUACAAUCAGCAGAGAGAACUGUUGUUGGUUUUAUUUAGUAAGAUGCUGCUGAAUUUUUGUUCAGUUUAUAAUCUGUCUUCACCCUUUACUUUAACUCUCAGAGAGGUAGGUUGUUCAAAUGUACUUCCAGUAAUGUCUCGUGAUAACUGUGAGAUGAAAAAUACAUUUUCUGCAGAUUGGCUAGUAGGCACAUAUUUUAGAGAGCUAGAAACUUUUCAAAAGCUUCCGCAGUUUCUUCAUGAAAUAUCUGCAAACAUGGUUUUCUUCCCUGGAGAACAGAUGAAGGCUUUAUUAGCUACUCUGGAAACUAUGGUAGAGGCAUUCCAGCUCUUUGCUGAAGGAGUACAAAUUUCACAGCCUGCACGAGCCCUACAUGGCAGUAUCUCCCGUGUUGUUAAUACUUUCCUCUAGCAGAACCUGGAAGUCAGAUGCAUUGAGUCAAUGCACUUUUGGGGCAAAAUUUUUCAAAUACCAGUGCCGUUUAGUUGUCUGGCAGAUCUGGAUGCCUGUGACCACUUGUGCUGUAUCACUUGUACUAAGUUAAACUUUGUAUUUCCAGUCCUGGAAAUCUUUGUUACCCAUCUGAUUCCAUAGUUCACUUUGGUUUCCAGAGAUACUAUUGCUAAAACAAGCAGUUUUUCCUUGAAAAAGGCUUGUUCCUACGUAUUUUAAUAUCCUUUAAUAAAACUGAUAUUACAGAUAUCUGUCAUUAAACUAAAACGUUGAAAAGUAAA